Gamsiella multidivaricata is the source of this 1286-nucleotide messenger RNA. Its product is annotated as synaptobrevin-like protein ykt6. Gene Ontology annotation, molecular function: SNAP receptor activity. Gene Ontology annotation, biological process: endoplasmic reticulum to Golgi vesicle-mediated transport. NCBI's taxonomy places the organism in Eukaryota, Fungi, Mortierellomycota, Mortierellomycetes, Mortierellales, Mortierellaceae. Gene Ontology annotation, cellular component: Golgi apparatus; membrane. The transcript has 3 exons. The record is from RefSeq and is a predicted model, not a curated record. Bases 456 to 1064 code for a protein of 202 amino acids.
UGGAUAUUGUGCCGGCCUCCAUAACUGCAAACACAGCAGCAUUUAAGAGAAUCUAUCAAUUUCGCCACUUGACUACUUGAAUUCUUGGGCCCCACUUCCUUUUUCGGCCAGGUCUCUUUCUUCUCUUGCUUGGUCGUGCCAUCUCUCUGUCCAUCCUCACACCCUCGCCUACACCCAUCUUUCUUCUCCUUCUCUCUCUUCCUCGCCACUUCCCCUUUGAUAUAUUCUUCCCCGUACGUCUCCAAUAACCAAAAACAAAAGAAGUGUAGUGAGACGCGCUGUCAUAUGACGAAUAUCGCUUAAGAUUAUUUUUCCUCUCCACUCGCUGACGCUCUCCUGCUCUUCUCUUUGUUCACUUUUUCCACCAUCUCAACAUCAUCCUGCCAUCAUCUGUCUUCCUCCGUCCUACUCACUCUCGACUAUCUUCUUGCAACAGCCAAGCUCCCUUAAUAACCAUGAAACUCUACUCCAUCUUCGUCAUCCGCAAUGACACCAAGCCCGCCAAAGCUAUUGUUGAUGCCAAGGACCUGGCCAGCUUUGGUUUCUUCCAGCGCUCAAGCAUUGGUGAAUUCAUGACUUUCAUGGCCCAGACUAUUGCGGAAAAGACCCAGCCUGGACAGCGACAGAGUAUUGAGGACUCCAACUAUGUGGGCCAUGUGUACGCCAGAGCUGAAGGGGUUGCAGGAGUGAUUGUGACGGACAAGGAAUACCCUACGCGCGUUGCCUUUGGAUUGUUAAAUAAGGUCCUGGACGAGUUCUUGAGCCGGUGGCCCAACAACGCAGCCUGGACAGCAUCAUCAUCUGGACAGCAGCAGAGCAUUAGCUACCCGGAGCUUCAGCAGUAUCUGGUCACGUAUCAGGAUCCCAAGCAAGGCGACACCAUCAUGAAGGUGCAGCGUGAGUUGGAUGAGACCAAGAUCAUUCUGCAUAAGACGAUCGAAUCGGUCUUAGAACGUGGCGAGAAGAUGGAGAGUUUGGUCGAGCGCUCGGAUGUGCUUUCGUCCAAUUCAAAGAUGUUUUACAAGCAGGCCAAGAAGCAGAACGCGUGCUGUGCUAUCUGCUAAAUGGUAUGGGGAUAGCGAAGCGGCAUGGAUACACAGCAGGAUGAUGAUAUACUCAUACGGACUUCAGCAGCAGGUCGGCAGCGGGAAAAACGAAGACAGGGAUGCAUAGUGAACGAAAAUCGAAUCAUUACAACAGCAAAACGUCAGGACGUCUUUUUGAUAGUACUUUUUAUUAGAUGUCCUGCCGGCUAGUGGUCUUUAAUAAACGAAUGAUUGGAUUGA